CUUUGUAAUAACAAUUCUUUGAUAGAAAAGUCAAAGUCAACGCGCCUCUCCAGUCUGUGUUGUUAUCAAAACGCUGUCACCUGUUUGGUGCAGCAGCUAAAUUUCACACGCAAUUCAUAAGAACUCUUCUUCAGAUUACAACGGCAAAAACAUUUCAUUCAUAUUACUAAUUAAUAAUCCCCAGAAAAAAAAAAAAAAAAAAUUCUCGACGGAAAAUGGUAGCAGUUGGAGAUGAGUAAAUCGAAAAGCUUCCUCCAUAAUCUUAUCAAGCCCUUCAAAUCCCACUCAACACCAGACGAAAACGAAGUGGAUUUGCAGACAAUUGCAGCAAAAGAGCAGAGGAGUUUCUCUUUUCAAACCCUAGUUGCGGCGACCAAGAAUUUUCACCCUUCUCAUAAGCUUGGUGAAGGGGGUUUUGGUCCAGUUUUUCGGGGAAAAUUGGAUGAUGGGAGAGAAGUAGCUGUGAAGAGGUUGUCGCAGAGAUCGUCUCAGGGGAAGCAAGAGUUUCAGAAUGAGGCAAAGCUUUUGGCGCGUGUGCAGCACAAAAAUGUGGUGAAUUUGCUUGGUUACUGUUUGCAUGGUGAAUUUGAAAAGCUUCUUGUUUAUGAGUAUGUGCCUAAUCAGAGCCUUGACAAGCUUCUUUUCAAAUCCGAUACACGAGAGUUACUCGACUGGAAACGGAGGCUUGACGUGAUAACAGGCACAGCAAAGGGAUUGCUUUAUCUUCACGAAGAUGCUCCGUGUUCCAUCAUACACCGUGACAUCAAAGCCAGCAAUAUCUUACUAGAUGACAAAUGGGUGGCCAAGAUUGCCGAUUUCGGACUGGCCCGUCUCUUUCCCGAAGAUCAAACGCAUGUCCAAACACGUAUAGCUGGCACUAAUGGUUAUAUGGCACCGGAGUAUCUCAUGCUUGGGAAUCUUUCUAAAAAAGCGGAUGUCUUCAGCUUUGGAGUAGUUGUUCUUGAGCUAAUUAGCGGACAGAAGAACUCGGCUUUCAACCGAGACCCUGAUUGUCAGAGCUUACUUGAAUGGGCAUAUAAGUUAUACAAGAAACGCAGAACCUUGGAAAUCAUGGAUCCCUCAUUGCUGGCAUCAGCAGACAGAGAGCAGAUAGCAAUGUGUGUGCAGAUAGGUUUACUCUGCGUCCAAACAGAAUCGCAUCUACGGCCAGACAUGGAUCGUGUGGUUGCGAUCCUCUCGAGAAAACCGAGCAAUCUCGAGGAGCCCACCAGGCCAGGUUGUCCUGGAUCGAGGUACAAAAGACAUCACCGCCCUAAGUCUUCUACCGGCGGUGCUGCCACGUCAUCAGUUACUGGAACUUCUGACGUGUCGAGUUCUGGUUCGUUUGGGUCCACCACAGGUACGCAAACCGCCACGUCAUCUGGAACUCGAUCGAGCUAUACGGGCCCACGUGUUGAUGGCCCGCCACGUGGAAAGCGUCCUACCGUGAAAGAUUAAGGGCAUUUCGUUAAUUAAUAUGUGGCGGGUGAAUAUAAUAUUUUUUUGUACAUAUGAUGUAGUUGUGGUUGCGGGUAUUUUUUGUUUGUUGAUAGAUUUUGGUGCGAGGGGGUGAUAUAGAUAUUGAAUGCCUAAUUAUACGAGCGAUUAGCUUAGAAAUUCGAUUAUUGUUGCGCAGUAGAAAGAAGAUUGAUUUGGAGUAGAGGAACAUAUGUACUUUUUGGUGUCAAAUAUGUUGCAUUUAAAUGUUAAUUUUUUUAUUUUUCUAAUAAAUAAAAAAGCCUUUUGAAA
This is a messenger RNA of Erythranthe guttata (spotted monkey flower), 1749 nucleotides long. RefSeq names its product cysteine-rich receptor-like protein kinase 43. The record is from RefSeq and is a predicted model, not a curated record. Gene Ontology annotation, molecular function: protein kinase activity; ATP binding. Gene Ontology annotation, biological process: protein phosphorylation. NCBI's taxonomy places the organism in Eukaryota, Viridiplantae, Streptophyta, Magnoliopsida, Lamiales, Phrymaceae.